AUGGCUCUUCACUGGUUUUGGGUCGUUGGUUGGUUUAUAACUCUUUUCGGUUUCCUGGGAAACACCUGGAUUAUUUUCAUCAUCGUGAAAAGAAGAAGAUUACAAACAACAGCCAACUGGUUUGUUCUUUCUUUGGCAAUCGCCGAUCUGGGCGUCACUUGUGGAUAUUUCCCAGCAUCUUUUGUUUGCAACAUACUCGUUCACUCAUGUAACAACAGCAUUCGCUUUAAUUUCUACAGCUUUUUCAUCGAAGCCUCCACCUUCUCGAUGAUUGCGAUGAUUGUGGAACGUUAUAUCGCCAUCGUUUAUUCAUUAAGAUACGUAUACGUUAUGACCACUGCAAAAACAAUCACUAUCAUUGUGGCAUCUUGGGGAGUUCCGAGUGUUCUCAUCUUCGCUAGAUGGGCAUACGAACUGUAUUACAAUGAGAUUUCUGCCCAGGCAGAGUUCGUAAUAAUCACCAUGUAUACGCUGUUGUUUGAAAUUGUGCCAACGAUAAUCCUUAUCGUAACAACCUCGCAUAUCUUGUUCAUCGCCCGAAGAGUUUCGAAGCAGAUGUCAGUUCUGUUGACUCAGGUUAGAUUUAACGUGGCGGCAAACUCUGCAAGAAUACUGAACGCACCAGUUAAAAUUGGGUUGAAAUCGUCAACGGUAAAAUUAGUGGUUGCAGUUGUUGCUAUAUUCGUAGUAUGCUACGGGACAGAAAUCUACGUCACAUUCUGUCAAGCCCCGUAUAACCUUUGUGCAGUCCCUGACGAUGUCCAAACAUUCUUUUCUCUGCUAAUUAUGGUUAACUCAGUUCUUAAUCCGAUUGUAUACGCAUUCCUAAAACAGGAUAUCAAGAACGAGACAAGAGCCGUGUUUCGUUUCGGAAAGGAUAGCAGAUCACAUUCAGGAUCUCUGAGAACUGCUAGGAGCGGAUUCUACUCAGUAAUCACAUCAUGA
Molecule: messenger RNA, 945 nt
Organism: Pocillopora verrucosa
Lineage: Eukaryota; Metazoa; Cnidaria; Anthozoa; Scleractinia; Pocilloporidae
Product: QRFP-like peptide receptor
Biological process (GO): G protein-coupled receptor signaling pathway
Cellular component (GO): membrane
Molecular function (GO): G protein-coupled receptor activity
Source: RefSeq, a predicted model, not a curated record